UUCGUAUCUAGAGUCCUGGACUUUCAUGGAGAUGGAGAUGGAAAAUUGCAGCGACGAUGCGGAAAUGCAGUUGGAGAAAGGGAAGAUGUUCGUGGAGAGCCUGGGGGAUAUCGUGAACCAGAUGCUUGCAAGGGAACAGGGUUGGGUCUCCCUCCUCCUCUCGGAACGCCACCACGUCCUCAACACCAUCCAAGAAUGCGCGGAUCGGAGCUGGGUCUUCUUCGAUUCCUCCUCGGACGAGCAGAACCUCACCAUCAGCAAUCAGUUCUUCGUAAUGCAGGUGACGAUGCACAACAAAGAAAUCCUGAUGGCCAAGCCUUCCCUGAAUUUCGAGUACGGCGGUUCGUCCAUCACGGUCCCCCGGGAGGCUCUGGAGGAGAUUGAGACGAGUCUGCACCGUCGCGUCGGGGUCGUCUUCGUCGGCUAUCUCAACUUCCAUUGCGUUCUUGCCCGCGUCGUGGAUCCCAAUUGCUUCGCCACCAAAGGAGGGUUUACGAAGGACAAUGAACUCCAGCGUCCUUCCUGGGCGACCUACACCGUGAACACGGAACUGGGCAACAGGACCACGAAGCAAGUGAAUUCGCUGGUGCUGGGAGUCACGAUCGGGAGCUACAACGCCACGUACAGCUUCAGUAGAAAGGCUUCUCCUUUCACCCACUUUCUCCAUCUCAACCCCGCGCCGUGA
Molecule: messenger RNA, 685 nt
Organism: Darwinula stevensoni
Lineage: Eukaryota; Metazoa; Arthropoda; Ostracoda; Podocopida; Darwinulidae
Source: the annotation of a GenBank genome assembly